This is a messenger RNA of Solanum tuberosum (potato), 1645 nucleotides long. RefSeq names its product transcription factor MYB1R1. The transcript has 3 exons. The coding region runs from base 205 to 1332 and encodes 375 amino acids. Gene Ontology annotation, biological process: response to ethylene; response to gibberellin. The record is from RefSeq and is a predicted model, not a curated record. NCBI's taxonomy places the organism in Eukaryota, Viridiplantae, Streptophyta, Magnoliopsida, Solanales, Solanaceae. Gene Ontology annotation, molecular function: DNA binding; zinc ion binding.
CUCUUGUUAUUGUACACUCCCAUCCACAAACUGAAGUCUUUUCCUCUUUUAUCUCCCUCCUUCUCCACCUUAUUAUUCGCAUAUUCUUAUCCACCAUUUAUAAACCUUUCUCCUUCAAAACCAACAUCAACAAAAAAAAACUAACUCCUAAUCAUAAAUUAAUAUUAAUUAAAUCUUAUCCAUUUACUCGCCGAGUCAAUCAUCAUGACUCGGCGGUGUUCCCAUUGCAACAACAAUGGCCAUAAUUCCCGGACUUGUCCUACCAGAGGUGGCGUCACCGGCGGUGUCGGUGGUGGUAGCUCCGGCGGCGGAGGUGUGCGGUUGUUUGGUGUUAGGCUUACGGAUGGGUCGAUCAUGAAGAAAAGUGCGAGCAUGGGAAAUCUAUCCUCCCUUCACUAUCAUUCUUCUUCUUCCGCUGCUGCUUCGCCUAAUCCUGGUUCUCCUUCUUCUGAUGUUCUUCGUGAAUCUGUUCAUUUGACUGAUGGUUAUCUCUCUGAUGAUCCUGCUCAUGCUUCGUGUUCUGCAAAUCAUAGAAUUGAAAGGAAAAAAGGCAUUCCAUGGACAGAGGAAGAGCACCGGCUUUUCUUGAUCGGGCUACAAAAAUUGGGCAAAGGAGAUUGGCGGGGUAUAUCGCGAAACUUUGUGACGUCAAGGACUCCUACCCAAGUAGCUAGCCAUGCCCAGAAGUAUUUUAUUCGGCAGAGUAAUGCUACUCGGAGAAAGAGAAGAUCCAGUCUUUUUGACAUUGUUGCUGAUACGGCUGCUGAUGCUUCCCAUCCACUUCCGGAAGAACAAUUUAUGCUCCCACCUAGAGCAAUGGAAAGUGAUAAGGAACAGUUAGCACCCUCCGCAACAAAAGCAAUAGAAACUAAUUUUGCAGAUUCACUCCCUUCCUUAGAACUUUCUCUCAAGUCAGAUUUUGAAUCCAUGGAAACCGCUCCAAGUGAACCUGUUGAAGAAACGAAACCAAAUACCACAAUCAGCGAAAUUCCUUCAGUAUUUCCAGCAUUCUUCCCAGCUUACAUUCCAGUUCCAUAUCCCUUCUGGCCAUCAAAUGCCUUCCCGGUCCCUGAAGAUAGAGGAGCAGAACCGUCUCAUCAUCAGAUCCUCAAGCCAAUUCCAUCCGUCCCUAAAGAACCCGUGAAUGUAGAUGAACUGGUGGGAAUGUCCCAGCUCACUUUAGCAGACACUGGUUCUGGCCUUAUUGAGCCUUCACCACUCUCCCUUAAGCUAACAGCAGAACCAUCACGACAAUCAGCUUUUCAUGCUAGCGCACCAGUCAAAAGCUCAGAGAUUACCAAGGGUGAAACUGCUCCGAUUCAAGCACUUUAAACCUAUUGGGGAUGAGUCUACCUUGUUUUUCUUAAGGGUGUAAGUACAUGUUCUCUUCCCUCUCAUCUAUGUGACAUAGGGUAGGUACUUUCAAAGAAGCAGCAAGUAGGUGAAUUUAGCUGAAAAUUCAUUCUUUGUCAUUGUAUAGAACUUAGGGUGUCUAACAUACUUAAUACUGUGGUGUUUUAUGUAAAUUGUUGGCUUCUUUGUAAUUGCUUUUAUUUUCUCACAUUUAAGAGAAAAUAUAGGGUCACUGAUUCUGUUCAGUGUGAUGGUUUGGCAUAGUUUACUUCCAAUUUGAGAACUUUUGAUA